Molecule: messenger RNA, 1053 nt
Organism: Paracoccidioides brasiliensis Pb18
Exons: 4
Coding region: 1-1053 (350 amino acids)
Biological process (GO): protein insertion into ER membrane
Cellular component (GO): TRC complex; cytosol
Molecular function (GO): protein binding
Source: RefSeq, a predicted model, not a curated record
AUGACCUCUCGAAUCGAAAAAACCAUAAUCCGCCAGCAAGAGAAAAUUGCCGCGGGCGCAUAUUAUGAAUCCCACCAACAACUCCGCGUCAUCGCCGCCCGCUACCUCAAACAGCUUAACUACGAUGCCGCCGCCGAUAUCCUAGCAGGCGGCGCAAAAGCACUGCUACAUGCGCCCGGUGCCUCUGCGUCCGGUGGCGAUCUGGCUAUUAUGUUGAUUGUUGAUGUGUAUAAUAAGGCGGAGUGGGAGGCGGUUCCUGAGGGGCAGGGGGAUCUGGUGGGAAGGGGUAGAAAGAAGCGAUUGAUUGAGCUGCUACACGAGUUUCCGCCAGAGGAGCCUACGAGGAGGAGAUAUAUUAAUGAGAUGAUUGCGUGGAGUGCGCGGUUUGGAGAGCUGGAGAGGGGUGAUCGGGAGAUACAUCAUGAGGUUGGAGCGUUAUUUGCACAGGAAAACGAACCCUACGACGCAGAACGCCAUUUAGCCGUUGGCACCACGGACUCCGCAGAAAUCCUUGCCCGUCUCGAGUACGAGUGGUACACAUACGAUGAACCCCACACCGCCGGCAUCUACGCCUUGCGCGCCGUUAUCCCCUACCUCCUCACUGGUAACCUGCGCAACGCCAACAAAGCCUUCAUAAUUUUCACCAGCCGCCUCUCCUCACCCGCAGACCCCGGCAAAGCCCAAGCCCUAAAUGCCCAGCAAGUCAGCAGCCAGAGCUCAGAUGUGAAUGUCUACCCUUCCCUGCCGCUUUUGAAUUUCACAAGCCUGUUGCUGCUGGCUAUCCAGAGCGGGUCGGCGGAUUUGUUUAGGCAGUUGACCCGGCAGUAUGCACACCAUACUCGGGAGGUGGACGGGUGGGAGAGGGCGUCGGCGUAUAUUGGCGAGCUGUAUUUUGGAAUUAAGAUCCCGAAACAGUCUAAUGCACUUAUGGAUAUGAUGGGGAUGAUGUUUGGGAGUGGUGCUGGUCAGGAGAGUAGUAGGAAAUCGGGGAAACAGCAGAAGAGCCCGGCGAAAGUGGAGGCGGCACCGCUGCCGCCGAUGGACCUUGAUUAA